This is a messenger RNA of Cylas formicarius (sweet potato weevil), 2025 nucleotides long. RefSeq lists its product as uncharacterized. Bases 65 to 1831 code for a protein of 588 amino acids. The record is from RefSeq and is a predicted model, not a curated record. The transcript has 8 exons. NCBI's taxonomy places the organism in Eukaryota, Metazoa, Arthropoda, Insecta, Coleoptera, Brentidae.
ACAACUCAAUUACAAAGUACUUAUUGCCUUCGCGAUAGCAAUUAAUGUUAUUUAUAUCGGAUGGAUGUGGCCAUUUCGUGCCAGGACUUAUACAUAUCCCUCAGAGCACAUCAACGGUGAUACGUUCCUCAUAAAGACCGCCGGCUGUACUAUCGGACGCAUGGACCCAUUCGCUAACGAUAUCCUGCCAUAUUUGAGCGAACCGGAACCCAUCAGGUGCGAUGGCGAAGUUCAAACUUACGUCACCAAAAUUCAUGGUCACGUUUACCUCAACGUGAACUCCACCGCGAUUAGGAACUCCUCCCUACUGUGCUGCUACGCGGGGAUUUACAGGAACUUGAGUGCCGCCAUACCCGACGAUAAUAUUUUUUACUCGGAGUGCGUACCGUUCGUUAAUCGCAUUCCGAUAGAGAAGAAUACCUCAUCCCUGAGGGUGACUUGCGAAAACGGCUACGACAACGUGCACUAUGUGUUCCACGAGCCGCCACCGGAUGCGGUUAAGCACGCAAAGAGGCCCAACGUGUUGAUGAUCGGGAUAGAUGCCCUCUCGCGUCUGAAUUUCAUAAGAACCAUGCCUAAAACUGUCGAAUUUUGUCAGCGUAACGGUUGGAUCGAUUUAAAAGGUUACAACAAAAUUUUGCACAACACGUACCCCAACAUGAUGGCAGCCAUGACGGGCAAGGACCCCAACGCGUCGAUGUCCAUCGGCAAUGCGAAGAACACCUUCCCCUUCGAAGACAUCGAUUUUAUAUGGAAGCAUUUCAAAAGCCGAGGCUACACGACAGCCUACGCGGAAGAUUGGCCGCUCGUUUCGACGUUCAAUUUUGUCGGUCCCGGAUUCCUGCGUCCCCCCACCGAUUACUAUCCCAGAGCAUAUUUCGUGGCACAGUCCACCCUUCCGGAGAAGGUAUUCUGCGGUCUGCCUCAGUGCUACGGACCUCAACACGUAGGUUUGGGAAUGAUAAAACUGAUCGAGGAUUUCACGUCGGCGAUCAAAAACCGCGCCGGCGGUUUCGGAUUGUUCUGGUCCAACUCUUUCAGCCACAGCGACCUGAACUGCCCCAAGAAUUUGGACAAACCGUAUCUGAGGUUGUUCGAGCGUUUGAAGCGAAACGGUGUCCUUCGAGACACCGUAGUUAUUUUUUUUUCCGACCACGGUUUUCGUUUCGGCGAAAUUGUCGAAACCACCACCGGUUGGUUGGAAAACAGAUUACCGUUCCUGUAUAUCUGGUUGCCGUCCGCGUUCAGGACAAGACACCCGAAGCAGUACCGGAACUUGGUAGCAAACGCGCGCGCGCUGACGUCACCGUACGACCUCCACAUGACAUUAAAGCAUAUCCUGGCAUUGCAUGAUCCGACGUACUCGAUGCUUCCUAGCCCCGGAUGUGCGGAUUGCAAGUCGUUGUUGGAGGAGAUUAAUCCCGCGAGAACUUGCUCGGACGCCGGAAUACCGCCAUACUGGUGCAGUUGCUCGAAGUACAUCGCGAUGCCUACCGACGACAUCGUAGCAACGCGCGCCGCUGUUUUUUGCGUCGACGACAUCAACCGUUCCGUCGAGGGUACCAACUGCAGCCAGUACACGUUGGGAAGAACCUUGGAGGCGAAGUACUUCGAGGUGGCCGACAGCACGAUCGCCAAUAUGUUCGUUAGAGUGCUGACGGUGCCACCGGCUAAGUUUGAGGUUAAUUUGAGGGCGGGGUACGACGAGCGGGUUGGAGAGCUCGAGUUUUCCACUAUCAGUGUCGAUAGAUUGGAUCGGUACGAACCGGUAGCAUGGUGCUCACCCACGAAAGACAUGAGGCGGUACUGCCAUUGCGGCGCUGUCAACUAGCGGUGCAUGACGAUCGCUUUCUGUACGAAAUCACAAAUAAAGCACUAUGAAAUGCGUGAUGCCUUCUUAGUUUUCCCCUAAGUUCCGACUCUAAAGGUAAUUUUCCGAUUUAACCUUUGGGACGCCCAUGUCUGCACCAGCCGAGAUUAUACGCUCAAAGUGGUAACAAAUUUAGAGUACAUUUUACAGUUUUU